Messenger RNA from Papaver somniferum (opium poppy), 1168 nucleotides. RefSeq lists its product as uncharacterized. The record is from RefSeq and is a predicted model, not a curated record. NCBI's taxonomy places the organism in Eukaryota, Viridiplantae, Streptophyta, Magnoliopsida, Ranunculales, Papaveraceae. The coding region runs from base 183 to 1058 and encodes 291 amino acids. The transcript has 5 exons.
UGUUUCGGCUGGCCCCAAUGUUUGAAUAGCAAGGUCUUCAAAAUUUUCUCCUCUAUUUCCCCUCUCCGCAGAUGAUAGGCAUUGGCGUCAAAAUUCCGCAAACUUAUUUUUAGGGUUCAGAAUCGUCACCUUGAAACCAGAUCCAAGCAGAACCGCUGAUAGAAGUGCCAAUUUCAAAGGAUAUGCCGGAUUCAGGAAGAAGAUCUGUGGGUCACAAAAGAAACCGAGAGGAAAUUUGUUCUGCAUCUGGAAACUUAUGUCAUGGAGAGACACCUGAUGGGUGUGCAAGUUUCAACCGUAAGCCUGUGAGUUUUGAUACUCCAUGCUUUAAAAACUUGGAUUCGGAGGAUUUACUUCAAUCAUUUGAGAAGAUUUGCACAGAUGUAACAGAAUGUAGAAACCUCUGGAACAAUAAAUUCAAGAGUCCUGAAAAGAUGAUGUUGCUUCCUCAUGAUAUUGUAAAGCGGUUAGACUCUAUGGAGAACAUGAUAAGCUCAGUAAUAUCAGAAUGUAAAAAAGACUACGCACAAUUCAUCAAUAAACCUUUAACUUUGGAUUUUCCAUGCGUUUUUAACUUGGGGGUAUCAAAAGAUUUGCGUCAAUCACUUGAGAAGACCAGCAGAGCAGUAGCAGAUGGUAAAGAGUGUGCAAACUUCGUCAGUAUGCCUGUAAGUUUGGAUUUUCCAUGCGUUUUUAGCUUGGGGGUAUCAGAAGAUUUGCGUCAAUCACUUGAGAAGACUAGCAGAGCAGUAGCAGAUGGUAAAGAGUGUGCAAACUUCAUCAGUAAGCCUGUAAGUUUGGAUUUUCCAUGCUUUGAAAACUUGGAGGUAUCAGAGGAUUUACGUCGGUCACUUGAGAAGAUUAGCUCAGCUGAAGUAGAAUGUACAAACCUCUGGAACAAUAAAAUCUCGAGUUCUGUAAAGAUGGCGCCACUUUUUGAGUUUCAGAAGCUGUUAGAAAGUCAUGGGCUGUUGUGGCACAAGAAUAUUUUGUUUGAGAACGGUGUCACUGCUAGCCAACUACAAAGCCGGAUCAAUCAGAGGCCAUAUGAUUUCUAGUCUGCUAACUUGAGAAGGUUAUAUAUCUAAAGAUAAUUUCUGAACUUAAUCUUAAAAGACUAAGGAACGCAUUUGCAAACCGUGGCUAUUAAAGUUCAUGAACAGAUUCG